AUGUCGGAAAGCAUUUCAUACAAGGAUAUGUUGUCCCCCUUUUCCGAAGGGCGGUUUCCUCAGGCCGAUGCACCUGUGGACCCGAUGAAGACAACAUCGCGACGGGCGGAGCUGAAGCGGUUCAUGCGCUGGUUUGCGCCCUUUUGGAAGGGCAAGAUCAACGAACAGUGGCACGUCGCCGAGCAGAAAGUCUGUGAGGAUUUUGCGCGCUCGGACCAUAAAUCCAUCAGCCAACCUUGGUUUGAGUAUGAGGUAGACAGGGUUGUCUACUCGCAUUUCAUCAAACUGGUCGAGGAAAACUUCAAGCAAUUCUUGAAGUGCGAUAUUGCAGGCUGGCCUUGGCCAGAGAUCUCUGCUAAAGACGUGACUACACAGCAGGACAUGAAGUCAGCUGUGUAUGAACGGUACCUGAAGAAGCAAAAGGUCGCAGCGAUCGCGGCUCAGAAGAAUGAGUCUGCCAUGGAGGGCGUAGAGGGACCUGCUGCUGAGACCCCAUCAGUGGCCAGCAAACUCAACCCUGCAGCUCCAGCUUUCGAUCCGACCGCUGAGGCUGACACCUCUGAGCAGGCUCAGACUCAAGCUGUCGGUCGGGGUGAGCUUCGUCGUCGAAAGGAGCAAAAGACCAAGGGCCUUCAUGACUCCAUGUUUUCUCAUCCUCGUGGUCAACAAGCUACUCGUGGCCGUGGAGCUCCUCGUGGUCGCGGAGGUCGCCAGCCCAGGGUUCACCGUGAGCCUUCGCCAGAAGAUGAGUACGAAUGGAAGGAGGACGAUCAGCAGCCAUCUGAUCAGAACAACCAGAGUCUGGGCUCAUCUGGCCCACAGGUCACUGAGGUGGCUCAGCAGGAUGCGGGUACGACGAGUCCGCUUUUUGCGGUUGACACUCUUGCUCUCACCAAAAAGGGCAUAGAGUCUUCUUCGUUUGCCCCGGCAGUCAACGGCCCUCCUCCGAUGAUCACGAACGAGACAAUGUUGGAGAACAUGUCAAACAACGGCUCGGACCAUCAGAAACGAAAGCGAGUCUGGGAGACGGUCUAUGGAAACACGGCUAUUCGGGAACCAAUCGUCGGGCCUUUCGAGAUGAAGAUCCCGGAUUGCAUCCCGACACAGGUGUACAUCAGCGAGGAACGAUUGGCCAAGGCCAAUAAUUCCUAUCUGAGAGAUGUUCAGAUCACCUUCGAUCGACAGGAUCGAAGGUUGACUGUCGGAUUCGCUGCGAAGCAGGGUCCUGGCUCCUUUCCAUCUCGUAUGGAAAUUGUCAACAUUUGGCAAGCUGUCAAGCAGUGGAUGCAGGAGGUAUGCUCUGAGAUCCCGUCAUGUCUCGACGAUGUCAUCUACCGAGUGCUGAGAAAGUCCACCACCAUCUCCGACGAAGCCUACCUGCACUCUUAUGGUCAUUUCAGGGAUGCCGCCAACAUCAUGCCAGCGCGCCUCAAUGAGAUUGGACGGCAGCUUCCAGCCUUGCGCGAGCAACUUCGUCCGUUGUUGAGUGCUGACUUCGCCCGCACACGUGCUGGUAUCGAACAAUGGCUGAACAACAAACCCAGGCCCUACCGUGAGAUCCGUGCCGCCACCGCCGAAUGGUUGAUGACCUGCAGGUCCGAAGACGAGGCUAAUGUCAUUGGGUGGUGCGAUUGGGCAAAGAAACAUAUUCAGACAGCGCAAGGUGAGGAGGGUACUGAGCUGAAGUAA
Fusarium fujikuroi IMI 58289 is the source of this 1689-nucleotide messenger RNA. RefSeq lists its product as uncharacterized. The coding region runs from base 1 to 1689 and encodes 562 amino acids. The record is from RefSeq and is a predicted model, not a curated record. The transcript has a single exon. NCBI's taxonomy places the organism in Eukaryota, Fungi, Ascomycota, Sordariomycetes, Hypocreales, Nectriaceae.